AUGGCUGCUAACUCACAACAGUUUGGCAUUCGCCAAGAUCCUAUUCCACUACCCAAAUCAGCUAAUGAAGUGAGUACCUCUAAUGCUAAUCAGUUGGGUCAACAAUUGGCUCAAUUAACUGCAGUGGUACAACAACUAGCUUUAGGCCAACCGAUGUAUUAUGAACCCUUUUCACAAACUUAUAAUCCUGGCUGGCGUGAUCAUCCAAAUUUUCGUUAUGGGAAUCAACAACAAGUUGCUCCACAGUCUACAUCUGCUAGACCACCUGUUUCAGCAAACCACCCAAGCUUCCAUCAAAAGUUAAAGAAUCAGGUGGGACAAUUAGCAGCAUCAUAUAACGGGUUGGAAGCUCAUCUGUCUAAUAAAUUGCCUUCACAACCUGAGAUGAAUCCAAAGGAGAAUGCUAGUACAGUAACUUUGCGAAGUGGGACGCAAUAUGAUCCACCUAGUCCUCCAAUGCCUAGUAAAUUUUCAUCCAAGCCACAAGUUGAUUGCUUAGUUAAUGAAGAUGUUCCUUCAAAGCCAACCACCCCUACAGAACUAAACCCUAAGCCUACUUUUGUCAUCCCACCUCCAUUCCCAAGCAGACUAAAAAGGAAAAGGUUGACAAGGAAAUUUUUGAUACAUUCUGAAAGGUGUGUAAUAGAAGAUGUUUUAGGUCAAGUGAAUGAAUUGGUGUUUCCGGCUGAUUUUUAUGUUCUUGAUAUGGAAGAUGAAUCUAUUCCAUGCUCCACUCAAAUUAUGUUGGGGCGACCAUUCAUGAAAACUACGAGAACUAAGAUUGAUGUGCAUGACGGUACAUUACCCAAGGAAUUUGAUGGGGAGAUAAUUCGAUUUAAUAUUUUUGAGGCUAUGAGGUAUCCAAGUGAUGUACAUGCUGUUUACUCUCUUGAUGUGUUGGAUAUCCUUUCUCAACGAGUUUUAGAUUUGCAUAGUGAAGAUUAUUUGGAGGUUGCGUUGAGAGAGCAUCUUGUGUUGACCGAUGAAGAUUUUUCUCAUGAGAUCAUGGAUGUCAUAACCACACUCAAUAGUGGUUUUGACAAGACUUUUAAAAUGGUUUCAUUUAUGAAUUUACCGAUUUCUAAUGAGAAAUUGCAGCCAUCAAUUGUUCAAGCUCCUACACUUGAAUUAAAAUCACUUCCAAAGCAUCUCAAAUAUGUUUACUUGGGGAAGAACGAGACACUUCCAGUUAUAAUUGCAAGAAAUCUUAACCAAGUCCAAGAAGAAAAAUUAAUGAGAGUACUCCAAGAAUAUAAAACAGCCAUUGGUUGGUCUAUUGCUGAUAUUACGGGGAUUAGCCCUUCUAUGUGCAUGCACCGAAUUUUACUUGAAGAAUGGUCUAAACCAACACGUGAGGCACAACAGAGAUUAAAUCCACCUAUGAUGGAGGUUGUGAAAAAGGAGAUACUGAAGCUCCUUAGUGUGGGUAUUAUUUACCCAAUUUCAGUCAGUCAAUGGAUUGUUAUAGCUCCUGAAGAUCAAGAGAAGACAACUUUCACAUGCCCUUUUGGUACAUUCAUUUUCCGACGUAUGCCGUUUGGUGUUUAUGGUGACUCAUUUGAUCGCUGCCUUCAUAAUCUCACUUUGGUACUCCAGCAGUGUAUUGAAACUAACCUUGUGCUUAAUUGGGAAAAAUGCCAUUUUAUGGUAAACCAAGGUAUAGUAUUGGGUCAUGUGAUUUCAGUCAAGGGAAUAGAGUUCGAUAAGGCAAAGAUUGAUUUAAUUCAUUCUCUACCAUCUCCGACUAGUGUGAAAGAAGUGAGAUCAUUCCUUGGGCAUGCUGGGUUCUAUCGGAGAUUUAUCAAGGAUUUCCCUAAAAUUUCCACACCACUAUGCAACCUUCUUCAAAAAGAUGUAAAGUUUGAGUUUAAUGAAAAGUGUUUAGUGGCUUUCAACUUAUUAAAAGAUUCUUUGACUACAGCUCCUAUAAUUCAACCACCGAAUUGGGAGCUACUUUUUGAACUCAUGUGCGAUGCAAGUGAUUAUGUCGUGGGUGCAGUUCUUGGGCAGCGAGUUGACAAGCUUCCUCUUGUUAUAUACUAUGCUUCUCGCACUUUUAAUGAUGCUCAACUUAAUUAUUCCACCACUGAAAAAGAGCUCUUGGCGGUCAUUUUUGCCUUGGAAAAGUUUCGGUCAUACUUGAUUGGAACUAAAGUGAUUGUUUAUACCCACCAUGCUGCUCUUCGCUAUCUAUUGGCAAAGAAAGAAGCCAAGCCUCGGCUGAUUCGGUGGAUUCUACUUCUUCAAGAGUUUUAUUUGGAGAUAAAAGAUAAAAAGGGUUCUGAGAAUAGGGUGGCGGACCACUUGAGUCGUCUAAUUCGGGAUGAAGAUAAUUUUCCCAUAGAAGAAAAAUUUCCGGAUGAGCAACUCCUCACCAUGCAAGAAGUUAUUCCUUGGUAUGCCGACAUUGUAAACUACCUUGCUUCAAAGGAGUUACCAAGUGAUCUCACACAAGCACAACGGAACAAGAUCAAGCAUGAUGCUCGCCACUACAUAUGGGAUGAACCUUAUCAUUGGAAGCAUUGUACAGAUCAAAUCAUUCGAAGGUGUGUACCUGAAUCUGAAUUUUGUUCCAUCCUUGCUUUUUGUCAUGCUUAUUCUUGUGGUGGACACUUUGGACCUAAGAGGACAGCUCGUAAGAUAUUCGACAGCAAUUUCUAUUGGCCCACAAUUUUCAAAGAUUCUUAUGCUUAUUGUAAAUGUGAUCGUUGUCAACGAUGGACUAUGUGUCUAAAUGGGUGGAAGCAAUUGCAACUAGAACGGAUAAUUCAAAAAACAGUAGUGGAUUUCAUUCGCUCCAAUAUUUUUGUGCGUUUUGGUACACCUAAGGCUAUACUUAGUGAUCGAGGCACUCACUUUUGUAACAAGAGCAUAGAAGCAUUGUUUCGAUGCUAUAGUGUAACUCACAAGGUGACAGUUGCUUAUCAUCCACAAGCCAACGGGCAAGCGGAGGUUUCUAAUCGUGAAAUCAAAUUGAUUCUUGAGAAAACUGUAAAUCCAAACCGGAAAGAUUGGAGUACAAGGCUUGAUGAUGCCUUGUGGGCGUAUCAUAUGGCAUAUAAAACACCUAUCGGUAUGUCACCAUAUCGGUUGGUGUAUGGGAAGCCUUGCCAUCUACCGGUAGAGCUAGAGCAUAAGGCUUGGUGGCCUGUAAAGAAGUGUAAAAUGGACAUGGUUGCUGUAGGACAACAACGAAUGCUUCAAUUGCAUGCACUAGAAGAAAUAUGCAAUGAAGCAUAUAAGAGCUCGAGAAUCUACAAGGAGAAAACCAAAGCUUUUCAUGACAAACAUAUUCUUCGGAAGAGUUUUGUGGAAGGUAAGAAAGUUCUCAUGUAUCACUCUCGCCUUAAACUUUUUCCUGGGAAGUUGAAGUCUCGCUGGUUAGGGUCGUUCACUGUCACCAAGGUUUUUCCUCAUGGAGCGGUCGAAGUUGUAAGUCCAAGUACAGGAAAGUCAUUCAAGGUGAAUGGUCAGAGAUUAAAGCCAUAUUAUGAAUCAAUGGAGAAAGAACAAGCUGAUGUGAUUCACCUCAUUGACCCGGUAUAUGUUGAUGAAUGA
Molecule: messenger RNA, 3558 nt
Organism: Humulus lupulus (European hop)
Lineage: Eukaryota; Viridiplantae; Streptophyta; Magnoliopsida; Rosales; Cannabaceae
Exons: 7
Coding region: 1-3558 (1185 amino acids)
Biological process (GO): DNA integration
Molecular function (GO): nucleic acid binding
Source: RefSeq, a predicted model, not a curated record